This is a messenger RNA of Alternaria postmessia, 1161 nucleotides long. RefSeq lists its product as uncharacterized. The transcript has a single exon. The record is from RefSeq and is a predicted model, not a curated record. Bases 1 to 1161 code for a protein of 386 amino acids. Gene Ontology annotation, cellular component: fungal-type vacuole. Lineage: Eukaryota; Fungi; Ascomycota; Dothideomycetes; Pleosporales; Pleosporaceae.
AUGCGACCCUUUGUGGGCCUCGCAGGCCUGCUGCUCGUUGUCGCUCCUACCGUACUCGCUCAAAUCGAGAACGCACCCGACCUAUCCACUGUCACGCAACCAGGAGGCGACGCAGCGACAAACACAGCCGAGACCUCCGCCGCCGAGACAUCACAAGCAGCGACUUCAGAAGCUGCAACCACAUCGCAAGUCGCCACCUCCGAGACCACCGAGGCCGCAACAACAGGAGAUACGCCCUCUAGUACGGCUGCCCAGACAGGGUCUACGAGUGUGUUCAAUCUUGUAGGUGCGCCAACACUAGCCGGUAUCGGUAUCCCGGAUGUCAAAGUCCCAGACACAGCCGGUGCUGCCUUUAUGCAAAAGUCCGAUCUUCCAGAUGGAACCGUCUUCAUCUGCGUCGGUGCUAUUCUCGCCUUCUUCGGUGCGGCGGUGUUGGCGUGGCGCGGUCUCGUUGCGUGGUCGUUGCAUCGUUCUGUCAAGCGGGCGGCCAUGGCUCAGAACAUGGCUGAUAUCAAGGCCAUGUCAGCAGUGCCUGGUAAGAAGCGGGGAAUGUACAAUGUGGUCGGAGCGAGUUCGACCAUGUCUCUGGAUCACCUAAACGCCGCCCCCAUUGGCAAGUCGUCGAAAGCUUUCGCUGGUGCGCCUGCAGCACAGAAAUCGGCAUCGUCCUUGUUCUUCUCUCCAACUGCAGGUGGCGCCGCCGGUUUGCGGGAUUCUGUAGCGGCCCGAUCUUCUACCUAUCUUCCUGCAGGAUACUACGCAUCUGGUAACGCAGCCCCUGCUGCUGGAUCACCACAGAUGCACAUCGGAGGCCAGAACCCCAAUAAUCUUUCAGCGCUCUCCCUCUCCACCCCAGGAAACCGAUUUAGCGCAAGAUCCGGUAUGUCACCACCGGAAUCGCCAUCACUGCCACCGUCACGCGGGGGAUAUGCUCGCGCGCCACCAUCACGAGACGGCUUAUCUGUAUACAACCGUAACAGCGUUGCAACUCUCGGCCAACCCGGUAAUACGAGAAGCAUCUACGGUCAAGACGGCCACGCCGUAAGCCAGUUGUCGCUGAAUGUACCUGGCGGCACAAAUGUCCCUGGCGGCCGGACUCCCAGUGGUUAUCUAGACGAUCUGUUCGAGAACCACGGCAACGGAUCAAGAGAACGAUUCUAG